Lingula anatina is the source of this 2373-nucleotide messenger RNA. RefSeq names its product putative flavin-containing monoamine oxidase A. Gene Ontology annotation, molecular function: oxidoreductase activity. NCBI's taxonomy places the organism in Eukaryota, Metazoa, Brachiopoda, Lingulata, Lingulida, Lingulidae. The record is from RefSeq and is a predicted model, not a curated record.
GAUGAAAAGAUGGCAAGUCCGGCGUCAGUCGAGGUGGACGUAGUUGUUGUAGGGGCAGGGUUGUCAGGGCUUAGUGCAGCGUAUGAACUGACAAAAAGAGACCCCAGUCUUCGCGUUGCUGUGCUGGAAGCAAAAGAUAGAGUUGGUGGUCGCACUUUAACAACAACAUUAAAAGCAGCAGGAGGAGAAGAUGUAUGGGAUCUUGGUGGACAGUGGGUAGGAAGCUCUCAGACACACAUAAUGGCACUGAUACAAGAGCUGGGUCUUGAGGUGUAUAGUCAGUACGACAAAGGAAAGAAGUACAUGAAGUUGGGAGACAACAAAAUUAGGACAUUCACAAGCAUUCCAGCUCUACCCUUUUGGGUAUUAAUAGAUCUUUACUUUUUGAUGAGAAAGAUAGAUAGUAUGAGCUCUCAAGUUCCAAUUGAAGACCCAUAUCAGUGUCAAUAUGCAGAAAAAUGGGACAGUAUAACUGUGGAAGAAUUUAUGCAGCAGCAAUGUUGGACAGCAGGUGCUAAAGAAGCUGCAGAUUGUUUAUUUCUUAUACUGGGUGGUGCUGACUGCUCUCAGAUGUCUCUGUUGUUUCUUCUUGCCCAAACCAACGCUGCUGGAGGAACUGGAGCUGUCUUCGAUUCUUCUCAAAGUGGACAGGAAUUCAAAGUUAAGGGAGGAACUCAACAAAUUUCCAGUUUGUUAGCUGAAAAAAUUGGGAAACAAAACAUUUUCCUGAAUCACCCUGUUAUGACAGUUACCCAGGAUGACACACAAGUACAUAUAACCACAACUAAGGGGGAUGUUUUCAAGUGCUCCAGAGCAAUUUUUACAACAAUGCCUCAACAAACAGCCUCUAUGCAGUUCAAUCCAUGUUUGCCUGCUGAAAAAUUGGAACUGUUUAAGAGAAUGCCAGCUGGAUAUAUUGUGAAGUUCAUAAUUACUUAUCAAACUGCAUUUUGGCGUGAUGAAGGAUUCUCUGGGGAAAUAGUCAGUAGUGGCAAAACUGACCUCCUCUUGGGAGUGCUUGAUGCAACUUCACCAAAUGGGAACCCAGCUCUGGUUGGUUUUGUAGCAGCAAAACAUGCAGUGAAGUGGAGUUCUCAAGAAGCAUCAAAGAGGAAGGCUGCAGUGCUGUCUGCCAUUGCAGAGUUCUUAGGUCCCCAAGCUGAGGAAUGCCUGGACUAUGUAGAGAAGAACUGGGGAGAGGAGCCUUACACUUUGGGUGGACCUGGGUGUAUAGGGGGCACUGGAUGCAUGGCCUACUAUGCUGCUGGACUAAGGAAACCAUUUAAAAGAAUCCACUUUGGAGGGACAGAGUCAGCCACAGCUUGGUGUUCUUAUUUGAGCGGUGCUGUGCAAGCAGGAAUUAGAACUGCCAUUGAGGUUCUCCAUCACCUGAGGCCCCAAACAGUAACCCAAGAAGAACUAAAACAGACUGCAUACUGUCCAGAUUCUGCACAGAAGAAAAAUGAUUAAACAUUGAUGGUGCUUACUUGUACAGCAUAAGUCCAGUAAUUACUCGAUCUUUUGAAUGGGCAAAAAUUAUCAAACUUUCAGAUACAUAAUUUUAUAAUCAUAAAAAUUAUAUUUCUUUAUUGCAUUUGUUGCUUUUUCUGAAUAGAAUAGAACUAUAGACUAGCUUGCCUUUUAAUUUCAUUGCUAACCCUCGAUAUGAAUCCUCUAAUUGAUAUAAAAUUCACAAUUUUCCCCCAUUAAAAAGAUCGAGUAAUUACUGUAAUUUACAUUUAUAUAAUUAGUUGCUGAGAACUUUUGAUAAAAAAGGGCGAAAAGUCAGCGGAGGGAGGUGGUGGUGGAUCUUGAAAACCCCUGAAUCUGCCAGUGACUAGUAUAGUGUACAACAGACCUGUAUCAUAUGUGAUAUUGUAGACUCAUUGUUUGAAAGCAAUAGGUUUUCAAAGGAAAUGUCUGUGAAUUUAUAAUGACUGUGGUGAUAAUAUAAAUAACCUGUAUUGGUGUAAUGGUAAACUAGUAGGUAUCCCACCUCAGUUUCUCUCUGUGAUACUAAGGUUCCAGUAACACUUAUGGAGUUUGUUAUAACGUUAAUGUUGCAAUAGUAAGAAAUUUAUGUGAUUCACGAGUAGUUAUUGCAAUAGUAAGAAAUUUAUGUGAUUCAUGAGUAGUUAAUGCUACGCGUUGCAUUCUUUUUAUUAGAAUGAGAGGUUUCAUUUGGUGAACUUUUACACAUAAGUACAGAUGUAUUUUUUAACUUUUAAAGGAGCUCAUUUAUGCAGUUUUGCACAAUGUCAAUUGAAGCUUAUCAUUGGUAAAGAAUAUUUAAGAACAUAAUACCUAUGAAAGUUUUUUUUUUAAUUUUGCUUUUUAUAUAUGUAUAUAUUUGGAUAAAGGAUGUCAAUCAGA